AUGAAUCCGCUCCUUUUUGAGCGGGCCUCGGGCAACAUCGGGCCAAAUGUCUUCGCGUCGAUCCAAGCCACGUCGCUCUUGACAUCGUUCGCCCAAGCCCCCCGCUUCCGCUUCGACGGCGGUGAACGUGCUCCUCCACGCCCGGGUGAACGGAGUGGCAGCGGUAGCGGCAGCAGUACCGCCGGCGCAGCAGCAGCCGCUGCUCCCGACUUGGUUCCAAGGUCGCUUUGGGCGCACCAGGCUGGCGUGAGCGCUUUGGCUCUGGAGCGGUUCGACGGCAGGAUGUGA
Molecule: messenger RNA, 288 nt
Organism: Lasiosphaeria miniovina
Lineage: Eukaryota; Fungi; Ascomycota; Sordariomycetes; Sordariales; Lasiosphaeriaceae
Exons: 1
Coding region: 1-288 (95 amino acids)
Source: RefSeq, a predicted model, not a curated record